UUUGAGGGUGACAAGGAGGGAAGGAUUAUAAAUGUAGACAAUAGGCAGGUACUGAAAGAGUGCAAAACCUCCUCACUCUGCUUUCUAGUAGGGAGGAUAGAAAGUUCACAACACAUUCAAUCAGAGAAAUACACAUACAAAUUUUUUCUUCUUCCACUUCCCUUGUUAUCAGAUUCACACAAUACUCGAAUGGCUCGAAUGAUGAUCACUCGAAAAACAGUAUCAGCAGUAGCACUUAUAGGAUGGACAGUGUUCAUUAGCCUCCUUAUGAUGAGUGAAGUUGUGAGUGCAGAAAGGCCCCUAAAAGAUGAGCAGAAGCCAAGAAAUUUUGUUGAAGAAGAUGUAAAGCAAGGAGUCUUUGUGAGAAUGAUGAAGCUUCUCUGGCAGACUGGAGGGUCUUCUUAUCAACCUGUUUGGCCUGAGAUGAAGUUUGGUUGGAAAAUUGUAGUGGGAACAAUAGUUGGGUUCUUUGGUGCUGCAUUGGGUAGUGUUGGAGGUGUUGGUGGUGGAGGAAUUUUUGUUCCGAUGCUCGCGUUGAUCGUUGGUUUCGAUCCCAAGUCUUCCACCGCCAUUUCCAAGUGUAUGAUAAUGGGAGCUGCAGGCUCAACAGUGUACUUCAAUUUGAGACUUAGGCACCCAACACUGGACAUGCCCCUUAUAGAUUAUGAUCUGGCUUUGCUCUUUCAGCCAAUGCUUAUGCUAGGAAUCAGCAUUGGAGUUGCCUUCAACGUCAUGUUUGCCGAUUGGAUGGUCACAGUUCUACUCAUCAUUCUUUUCUUUGGGACAGCAGCAAAAGCUUUAAUGAAAGGCAUACAAACAUGGAAGAAAGAAACAAUGAUGAAGAAGGAAGCCGAAAAGCAGUUGGAAUCGGAGUCCAAACCCGGUGAUGGUUCUGGAGAAGACUACAAACCAUUACCUAGUGGUCCAGUUUCAUUGCAAGAUGACGAAGUACCUAUCUCGCGCAACGUUUACUGGAAAGAGUUGUUAUUGCUUGUGUUUGUGUGGGUGGCUUUCCUUAUUGUUCAGAUUGUCAAGACAUAUACCGAGACUUGCUCCACCAUGUUCUGGGUCCUGAAUUCCUUGCAGGUACCAAUUGCUGCCUCAGUAACAGUUUUUGAAGCGAUAUGCUUGUGGAAAGGCACCAGGGUAAUUGCAUCAAAAGGAAAGGAAAUCACAAACUGGAAGUUGCAUCAGCUAUUUCUUUACUGCAGCUGUGGGAUUGUAGCUGGUAUGGUUGGUGGACUACUUGGCCUCGGAGGCGGUUUCAUCUUGGGACCCCUAUUUCUUGAACUUGGAAUUCCUCCUCAGGUAGCAAGUGCCACAUCAACCUUUGCUAUGCUAUUCUCAUCCUCCAUGUCAGUUGUACAAUAUUACCUUCUCAACCGUUUCCCAGUUCCAUAUGCUGCUUAUUUUGUUUUGGUUGCUACAAUUGCUGCCUUCACUGGUCAACAUGUCGUGAGAAAGAUCAUUGCAGUGCUCGGAAGAGCCUCCAUUGUCAUCUUCAUACUAGCUAUGACGAUUUUCGUCAGCGCAAUCAGCUUAGGGGGGGUCGGAAUAGCAAACAUGGUUGAGAAGAUGGAGAAUCAAGAGUACAUGGGGUUUGAAAAUUUCUGUCACCAGUCUUAAAAGUGUGUUAGUGAGAAAUUUGAUUGUAAGAUAUUCUAUUUAUUGUUGUGGAAGAUUUCUCAACCCAAAAUAACUGUAUCCACACUGGAUCAUAUUCUACAUUACAAAUGGUGUAUAUUUUUUCCAGUAAAUUUCUGGCAAAGAUUAAUUGCUAUAUCUAUGUACUGGAUUUUUUGGUUUCAA
This is a messenger RNA of Rosa rugosa (rugosa rose), 1809 nucleotides long. RefSeq names its product sulfite exporter TauE/SafE family protein 3-like. The record is from RefSeq and is a predicted model, not a curated record. Gene Ontology annotation, biological process: protein ubiquitination. The transcript has 11 exons. The coding region runs from base 190 to 1626 and encodes 478 amino acids. Gene Ontology annotation, cellular component: Cul4A-RING E3 ubiquitin ligase complex; membrane. Lineage: Eukaryota; Viridiplantae; Streptophyta; Magnoliopsida; Rosales; Rosaceae.